CGUCAGAUGAUAGCGAUCUUGAUGAUAUUAUUGCUGACAAACAAGACAAUGAAGCCUCGUCCUCAAGCCAACAAAAUAAUAUCCCAAAUGCAAAAGCUGGCUAUGAUAGUUUAAGUUCAAUUUCAGUUAAUGAUUCUGGAUCAUCACAAAAUACAAAUUUGUCAAGUAUUAUUAGUUCAUAUAGCGAAGCAAAAAUUGGCUCGGAUAUUGCUAAAGACUGGUAUAAGAUUGCUGUUAAAGAUUAUAAAUUAAAGGAAAUUCAUUUUGAUGAAUUUGAAAAAAUGGUUCGUAUAGGAAUUGGUGCAUAUGGUACAGUUUAUCAAACAACUUAUGGCUUAACACGAGAAAAGGUUGCAAUAAAAGAACUGUUUAUUACAUCAGAUGAUUAUGAAAACAUCAAAAUUUUUAUUAAUGAA
Molecule: messenger RNA, 416 nt
Organism: Racocetra fulgida
Lineage: Eukaryota; Fungi; Glomeromycota; Glomeromycetes; Diversisporales; Gigasporaceae
Source: the annotation of a GenBank genome assembly